GAAUUUCCUUGAAGGCAAUCAACACAUGCCAAUAUACAAAAAAAGAGGGAUAACAACCUCUCGCGCUUCAUUUACCACUCCAGAAUUGAUCCAGUCCUCCCAAUUUCAUGCGCGAACCACACUCCAAGUACUGUAACCAACAAUCUCAUCACCAUCACCUUAGUCAGCUUCAUGCGUCUCUCUCGCUUUACUUGCUUAUACCAGUCCUGUGUCGCGACGGCAUCAUAGUGCUCAAAGUAUGUCUUCCGCAUCCACCACCAAAACAGUGGUGCGCCACCAGGGAAUAUGACUGUAACCUUCUCGUUCUUCCCGCUUCGAUACCCCGAAAGGCAAUCGGGGAAGACGGAACGAGCAGACGAGCCUGAAUCUUGGUGUUCCAGUCAUCCGUGGGCUGAUGCAUACUGUGACGAACCCCGUGGACAGAAUGAUAACAUCGAAUGGGAAUUUCUCGCCUUCAUAAUAGAAGAUGAGAGAUGGCGGGCCGAUUGGAAACUGCGUACCUUUCUUUGUAAUGAUGUCGUCUCCGACUACGGUAUCAAUACCAUCCCAAUUGAGUCACAUGUUCGGGCGAUGCAGCGACUCGAGAUAGAAACCAUUGACAAUGAGUCGUCGACAUCCGACCUCUGUCGAGACAUCAGACAUCGAAGUAACACCCAAAAAGCAAAGGCGCUGACUAAAAUGCGGCAAGUCGUUCUUGAAAAGAGAAUCGGGUUAUCAUGCAACCUCAUUUUGUCUGCUGCCAGUCUCGAGUUCUUGACCUUCUACGUGCGAUGCAAAGCCCUGUACCUCUCCGCAUCAAAAGCCGGAUCAAAGUUCGAAUUCGAAGAAAAGCAUGAGGGAGAGAGUCCCUGCCGGCACAAGGCGGUACACCGUACCGCCCAGUUGUCAUUUUCCAGCAACAACCAUACGACCACACAUGCACAAACGUUCAGAGUCGGAAGUAGCGUGAGUAGCAUGCGUAGAAUGGAAGUGUACCAGGGAGGAAACCAGCUCCCGUCACCACAGGCGAAGCACUUCGUUUAG
Guyanagaster necrorhizus is the source of this 1023-nucleotide messenger RNA. RefSeq lists its product as uncharacterized. The record is from RefSeq and is a predicted model, not a curated record. The coding region runs from base 286 to 1023 and encodes 245 amino acids. NCBI's taxonomy places the organism in Eukaryota, Fungi, Basidiomycota, Agaricomycetes, Agaricales, Physalacriaceae. The transcript has 4 exons.